Molecule: messenger RNA, 10557 nt
Organism: Bathycoccus prasinos
Lineage: Eukaryota; Viridiplantae; Chlorophyta; Mamiellophyceae; Mamiellales; Bathycoccaceae
Exons: 1
Coding region: 1-10557 (3518 amino acids)
Source: RefSeq, a predicted model, not a curated record
AUGAACGAAAGAGCGAGAAGUCGAAAAGAAGAAUCGUUGCGUCGUCGUUAUCGUCGUCGUCAUUCGUUUUCGUUCACCGCGUGCUUUUUCGCGGCGCUCGCGUGCUUGAUUCAGCUUCCAAAUUCCAUCGAAGCCGGUUGGAACGGCCGCAAUGGCGCGGGUUGUACCAACCAAAUACAAAAUAAUAACCCUACCAAAAUAGGUACUUGCGUUCAUGACCAUUGGGAAUAUCGCAAUCCCUGGUCGGGUGUUAAAGAUGACUGGAGGUGGGAGAACGUCGGCGAAUGCUCGGAAGACUGCGGAGGUGGAAAACAGGAACAGCAGCUACUUUACCACUUCAAGAGAAUCACCUACUGCCAAACGAAAGGCAGCGAAGUUCGUCAAUGCGCGUUUGCGGAUGAGAGCGAUAGACUCUAUGUUAGGACCCAGUAUGUUGAUUGUAAUUCUCAUUCGUGUCCUCCUCCACCGCCACCGCCGUCGCCACCACCGCUGCCUCCGCCGUCGCCACCGCCGCCGGGAAGCAACGGUGUACCGACGGUUGCUAUUGGCGUGCAAGCGUUACAAGUAACGGAUCGCGAGUUUGAUUUUCAAAUCACCGUCUCUGAUAACGACUGUUCAGACGUGACGAACUGCUUGGGAACCCCUUCCCUUGUCAAUGCAAAUACAGCAAAAGGUUUGCAAUGCGACGCCUACGUUGCGUCGAGUUCUACGGAUACUUCGUGCACGCACGCUACUUCGAGCGAUUAUUUGCCGUGUAAAAAGUGGACGAAUUUUUACGACUCUACGAAAGGGGACGAUUAUAAGUUUACCCUGACGAUGACUGAUGCGAGUAACGAGUUAGUGACUGGAACGUACCAAAUCAAGUACGAAUGCUAUUGGUUGAUGGCUGACGGCGUCACGAAAGCUCCCGACACCACCACUGGAGAACAAACGUUGCACGAAUUCGUCGUCGAGGAAGGGUGCUCGGACUGGUUGAGUCUUUCAACGGUUCCUUUGGAAAAAUCCUUUUUGUUAUCUUCGCCUGGUUUUCUUUCGAUUACCGACUGUGAUACCGUAGAUUACGUCAAAGAAAUGGUGUUUCGAAAGUACGAUACGAAUCCGCGCGACGGGAAGCUCAGUUACGACGAAAUUCAGGACGCGUUUUUGAGACACGACGCCGACUUUUCGCAUUUAACGAAUGAAAUCGGCGAAAGUGGGUACAGCGAUCUCACAUUGAGCGACAUCAUGAACAGCGACGCGUUGCCGUUUAAGUGCUACGAGAAAGCUGUGACUGGCUCGAGUGAUGUGUACAUGACUUCUAUCACGUACCCGGAUUUAAGCACAGACGCUGGUUCAACGUCGACGACUUUGAAUAGUUGCGCGGCGGCAAAAGAGCUCGUCACCGUCAAGUGGGCGUACAACACUCCGCCCGUCGACAACUCUGAUUACAUGUGUGUGUAUUCUGAUGCUCGCUUAUUCGCAAAGUACGUUGGUUCUGAUACCGGAGGUAUCCCAACAUCACUCACUGACUCGAGACCUUCAAUGGGAACCGGAGACAGCGAAGUGAGUUUGAUCGCGCACUUCUUGUUUGACGACGACAUGUCGAAUUCGGCUAGUGCGGACGAUACUACGACAACUUUAACUGGAUACGAUUCAUUCGAGACGUGCGGCGAUGGUGUCAAGUGUUUGAAAAUGUCGACAUCAUCAUCCGGCUAUGAGUUUGCCAACACAAACGAGAUGGCCAACAGCGCGAUCAUGACGUGGAUCUAUCGAAGUAGUAGUGACACGGGGAAUGCGGAUGUCAUCUACUCAACAUCAGUAACCGGCAGUUCGUGCAAGAAAGAAAUCCACUUUACGCUGGGAACAGAUGCGACAUUGAGCGGCGGUCUCGUCAUUUCAGACAACAGCAAUGGAGGUUGCACGCAGACGUGCGGUGACGGAGACGGUCUCUGCGAAAUCUCGUCUGCAACGGCGCUGUCGACAAAUUCGUGGCAUCACGUUGCGAUGGUUUCCAACAAUAUUUAUGGUUUGACGAUUUACGAAAAUGGUGUGUCUGCUGCGACUAUGGUUGCGGGCGAUUGGACGAAUACUCUGAUGGAUUUACCUUUCGGAAUGACUUCGACGACGAAAACUUUAUUCAACUCCGCCUACGCGUCGAGUUCGUACGUCUACGACGACGCUCGCAUUUACAGCGGAUUCGUUCAUGAAUUACACAUUUCUUCUAUAUAUAGUUGCGGAAGGGGCGACUUGUGCGCGAACAGAGCGUACGCAUCGCCGCAAUCUCGAAGAAUCUAUUGCGUCGUUUUGAACUACGCGGUUGCGACCCAAGCGACGAGUGGCUUUACACCCCCUUGCGUCACGGGUUUAUUCUAUAACGGUUUGGCGAUUGAUUUAACCACGUCUGCGUCUACGAAAGGGGUUACUUUUCAGUUCAGAGACACGGCGUUGGGAGAGAGCUCUUUUGAAGUUCUUCGCAGGCAAGUUGUGGACGGCAGCGCAGUUGGAACGUACGAGUCGAUUGUUUUGAUCGAUUCCGAUAUCAGCGGUUGCGCCUCAUCGUUCAAUUCCAUGACUUUUGCGGACUACGAAGCUGCGAAGGUUCCUGGUGACGUUUGGGAAUACGCCAUUCGUACGAAAUACCCGACGGAUUCUGUUUUGAACAUCGAUUCGGACGCGUUUACGUUUACGGUGCCUUGGUAUGGCGUGGUCGAGGGCGAAAUUUUGGCAGGCGAAUCGGACGUCGCGGUGCCAAACGUGCGCGUUUGUGCGCGGCUCAAAUCCUCGACAACGAGCUCUGAUACGUCUGUUGGUACCGUGUCAGAUGCAGAAAGUCCGAGUUUAGCUUCAUAUACGUACGUCGUGCACUCGAACAGCGAUCGAAUCAGUGACGCUUACAAGGUCACGGACACUCAAACCGGCACCUCCGUCGAGCUCGACAAUGCGGAACAUUUGAAGAUUGAUUUGAAUAUUUUCUCGUCAGUUUCGUCUGUGAGCGUGUGCGUCGCGAGCACAACAGAUUUAACGACGGCGCCUGAGUUUAUUGUUCGAGUCAUGGAUUACGACGAUCCCGACGACGCGGGGAAUUCCGGGAAUAUGUGCAUCGAAGACGAGAUAUCUUCAGUCGCGGAUGGAAACGUGUGCAUUAAAUACUCGUGCGUCGGAACACACAUCUCCAGUUUUUCUGGACAAUAUAUCACCGUACUUUCCGGCGAAAGUUCGACUCAAUCCAUCGCCGAAGUCUUCGUUACGGGUUCGGAAAUCACGUGUCCUUAUUCAGGUUUUUCGGACGACGACGGCAAUUUCGAGAUUGAAAUUACGGAAGAAUCGGGAGCGACUUCGAAAAACGCAAAAGUUGGCGUCAUGGCGUUCAAGACGGUCGUUUUUGAUCGAAGCGACAGCACUCUUUUUCAGACUGUGGCCAACGAAACGGACACUUCUAUCGUCGGGCCGGAUGCUGUUUUGAUCGCGCUCGAAUACGAUGCGACUGGUUUAACCGCAUCGUUAGGUAGUACCUCUGCUCUUGGUAACGGAUUAUAUUUACCUUGCGAUUCCGAAGUCGACGAAGACGGAUAUUUUCUUGUCUUCAGACACGAUAGUUCCACCGGUUUAUAUUUUUCCGAUUCUGAUUCUUUCGCCGAAGUGAAACAUACUGGUGAUUCAUCCGCGGAUUAUAAAUAUUCUCGUCUUGACGAAGUGGAAACGUAUGGUAAAUCCGACGACGGGACAUACGAAUUUAAGCUCGUAUAUCCUGCCUAUGACGGAUGGACUAAUAUUUGGAAGCAAACGUCUAACCCAGUUACGAUGACUUCAGGAGGUGUUGAAGGAUAUGAAGCCAUUUCCAUUGGGGCGACCUCGUCAUACACUUUCAAAGGCUUGGAGUACAAUCUCGGGUCAAGUGCCUUUAUUGAUGGAGUGAUCGACGUAGGGAUUUGGUGGUAUGCAAUUGGAUCAUUCCAAAGUUUUUUCAACAAUAAAAUUCCGGGACCUUUUCCUACACAAGUAUCCGAAGUGAAACUUUAUGUGAAGACGACUGGUGAAGUUUUUUGCCCACCACCACCACCACCACCACCACCACCGAGCCCAUUAUACUCACCGGUGACGGACGACGUAUUUUUCUCGGCUAUCGAGGAUUGUUUAGACACGAAUCCUGUCGAUGGUUUAUGCACAGAUAGUGAAUACGGUCCAAUGCCGGAUUGGGACGUCAGUCAGGUGACGGAUAUGUCUUCAGCUUUCCUUGGUAGAACAACAUUUAACGCCGACAUUUCCCAGUGGAACACGUCUUCCGCGACCACUACGUUCAUAAUGUUCAAAAACGCUGCUGCGUUUAAUCAAGACAUCAGUGGCUGGGACGUCAGUUCUGUUGUCACGAUGCAAGGAAUGUUCAACAUGCAAAACGUAGAUACUUCGGCAUUCAACCAAGACAUUGGAGGUUGGGACACGUCCCAAGUUACGAAUAUGAUGUUCAUGUUUUUAUCUAAUGAAAUAUUUGAUCAAGACGUGUCGGGAUGGACGGGAUCGGCGGCAACGAGCGCACAAAUUGCUAUGUUUGUUGGAGCAACUGCUUUUCAAGCCAAAUAUGAGUGCACAGCCGCCAACAGAGGGCCGGCGAGUUCGUGCGAUACGAUUAAAAGUACGUGGGUCGCGCCGAGUCCGCCACCACCAAGUCCGCCACUACCGAGCCCACCGCCGAGUCCGCCACUACCGAGCCCACCGCCGAGUCCGCCGCCGCCGAGUCUGCCACCACCGAGCCCACCGCCAUCACCGAGCCCUCCGCCAUCACCGAGCCCUCCGCCACCACCGAGCCCUCCGCCACCACCGAGCCCUCCGCCACCACCGAGCCCUCCGCCACCAAACCCGCCGCCGAGUCCGCCACCACCGAGUCCAUUCAUCGAUACGGACGUCGAUAACAGCACGGCUGUAUCAAAGGAGGAAUUCUCCGUCUACGCCGCGGCGAGAUUGGAGUACGUAGACGCAUUUAUUGUGAUUCCGGAUGCGUUUUGGAACACGUUCGAUGUAGAUUCAAGUGGUGAUUUAAGUUCGACCGAGUUUAUGAACGUGGUUGCUGCGUUUCACAGCGGUGCUGUAGUUGGAACGCCGUGGCUCGUUUAUCCCCUCGCGGAGACGAGUUACUUAACGAAUUUCUACGCGAGUGAUCUCGCGACGACAACAGGCCAAUCCGCCAUCGCGGCGGCGCCGAACCCAAACACUACCAUGCCAGUUACCACAACGUCGUGGCAAAUCUGGUACGAAAACGUUACGGCCUCGUUUUCUGAUUUUUCGUUUGCUUCGCCGAGUAGUUCGACUGACUUUGAUAUUCUCGCGACUCUCGGCGUUGACGAUGAACCGGAAAUCAACCCAGCGAUUAUUCCUAUGGUCGUUCGCACCGACGAUGCCGGUCGAGUUGUCUUGUCUGGUGACGAGGUUUCCUCGCAAGUUUCUGGAUUCGAUGCUCUUUUAUCUGCGUCAUUUCCUAUUUCUUCUGUGAAUCUCAAAUUGAUCGCAACGGAGCAACUGUACGACGUGGUUCACGUUUUCAACACCGAGGACGAAGGUUACGAUACCGAACAGAGCGAAACGAUUACGAAGAUUUCUCAUCUUUCUGUCGCCGGGGUUGCCAUACAGGACAACACCGUCGUGACCGUUUCAGGUAUGGUCCGUUUCCCUGAUUAUAGAACAUCUGACGUUGUGUGCGGUUUACCGUACGCGGUGAUUAACGCCUACAAGCAACAAUGUGGAAACGAUGGUUCGUGUACUUACGAAGAAGCGGACGAAUACACCGCCGACGCUUUGGGAUACUUUGAGAUUUCCGUCACCCCAGGAGAUACGUACUUGUUUCACGCCUCGUACGGGGAUCAUAGCAUCUGCUACUCGGAAGACGGAUUCGACGCCGAGUGCUCCACAACGACGAUCACGACCAUGACUCUCGGGCCGAGCGAAGAUAUCGUAACCACAAACAGUUACGUCCUUCUCGGAGCGAUCGACGGAUCAGAAAGUAUCGUUUUCUACGACACGACGGAACGCACCGUCGAUGUCGGCUUAUACGCCGGCGCGUGCGGAACGUCUUAUGAAGGAUACACCAUGCUCAUCACGCCCGCGAAUGGGUGCGGUGCGGCGCUUAGCGUUGCUGAUACGGAUAUCAGUGGAUGGACUCUUACGGACACAAGUACACCAAAUAUCAAGUAUUGGCCGUACGCCGCGAUGGAUUACUACAUUCAACUCGAUGUCGCUCCAAGUGUAUCUGCUUUGACAGAAACAGUAAUUCUUUCAGAUUCCGGUAAUAGUGCCGCGACGUGUACGGCGCCUGGUUCGAACAUACUCACGUUUUUCCGCGACAGAGACGAACUCGUUCGAACUUUGGGUUUUCUCGAUACCGCGUACGCGACGGCGACGUACCAGUACCACGGGUAUUUGUGCGCCAACCCGACUAUCGGUUCCACUGAGACGGUCACUUUUGCGGUUGACUGGCCAUUGAUUGAUGCGGACGAGACGUGUCUCAACGCGGCUACUGCAACAAACCCUCUAACUUCCAAUCACAUGAUUGGUACGUCGAGUUCGACUGAACUGUCUUCGACCAUCACCACGGAAAAAUACGCGUGGUUGCAAGUCUUUGAGGCGCACUGCACUUCGUUGGACGAUUCGGGAAGUUGCGUGAACACAUAUUGCUCUACUUUCUCGUCCGAAACGAACACAGACUUAAGUAUUUCGGUUCGUUUGAAAGAAGACGUCGAGCCACAAUUGAGCAAUCUGUGCCACUCGAGCAACGAGCCAAACGAUUCGUGCUACUUCAACACCGUGGACGAGACAAGCCAAUUUGUGCAAUUCACCGAUUCUGCAGGGGCUACGACUGUUUAUCGCAAAAUCAACGCCGGGAGUGCCAAACCUAACUUGGUUUCUCCGUAUAGACGCUCGAUAUUUUUUACUGUCGUUCGAAACGACGGGUGGUCCUCGACGACGACUGAGGUUGAGCGUGAAUUAGUCGCGCUUGGGUCUAAAGUCCGAGGCGAAAGUUCAGAUUAUUCCGCGAGGUAUACGAGUACUAAGGAGUUUUACGCGACGGCGCCUAUUCGCGGAUUGGUGUAUACGGUCGUUCACGAUCCUCCGGGAGGAGAUUCGUACGCGUCUAUAGCGCAAGGAACGAACAUUGAGCUCGAGCUCGGGUUGCUCACGACGCGUAGCGCUAACGUUGCCGGGAGUUGGUGCAUGGAUGCUGGAGUUGGUGUUGAACUCAAAACAAGUCUUGGCACUUCCGUAGGAACAGGAUAUUUGAAUGGUGAAGUAGAUUUAACUACGGGAAAUGAAAAGAAGGGUACUCCUGGAUUGGGCUUUGCUGCCGGCAUAGGUGGCGGUCGCGAAGAAGACGGACCUUCCGUUUCCGUUUCCGCGACGACAGAUAACGGAUGGGACUUCCACAUGACGUUGAAUAGAAAUCUUGAUUCAUCUUUAGACCCGGCGUUAGCCGGACGCCCCGGCGACGUUCUCUUAGGCGGCGGAUUCGAAAUCGUUUACGAAAUGUCUGACACUCUCGAUCUAGACGACGGUGCUCCUGAUAAUUGCUUGGCUGUGACCCAAGAAGUGGUGUGGUCGGCGCGCAAACCUACGAGCUAUAUCAUCAACGUGUUCACGAUUGAAGACAAAAUUCUUCCCGAGCUCGAAUACUUGAAAGAUGGGAUUUUGGACGGAACAAUUUCAAAUAAGGAUGGAGAGUUGGUAUCUAGAGAUACCGACGAAAUCGCGGCUAUUUGGGCUGAUCGUUUGACCACGGCAAUCACAGAUUGGGAAAACACCGUGAAAUGGACGACGCCGGAUUUCAACCCUGCUUGGGCGACGACUGAAGAUGAUAAAACAGCCGCAAAAACCUCUGCGGAAAGCAAAUUCGCAAACAUGGCUGAUUCGUUCACUUCAGACACCGGCGUUUUUGGCGCGCAAUUUAAACCCAAAAUAGACAAGGCAUACGGUGCGUAUACACAAACGUCAUCUUUGAGCGAAUAUACGUUUGAGCAAGAUUGGGAUGAUCUCGAACACGUUUGGGACUCGUUGAGUAGUUCAUACGGUCGUGUGUCUGGUUUGUCGGGUCUUUCGGACACGAUGGGAAUGGUCGGCGAGGAUGUGACCGAGGGAAUCGUGGAGGGUAUCUCCAUCGGUUCUUACGAUAACGAAGAUAGAUGGAAGCCUGAAGAUGAUCUUUGGGUCGAAACGUACUCUGAGACUGAAACUGACACUGGCAAGAACGUGUUCAAUUCCACCGAACCAAAUACGGCUUGGAGUCGCGGCAUGAACGAUCUGGCAAUCGUGGACGCGUUUGAGAACGGUUUAGAGCCAAACACCGAAGAUAGUUACGGAACUCCAAUUUCCUCAAGCGAAGCCUUAAUAACCAAAAUGCAAACGAUGGAUAUGAUCGAUUCUUCCGUUUUUGGAAUGGAUACUACGUUUGAUUUUGGGACCACUAAAACGGUUUCGCAAACAAUCGACGGGAUAGAUGUAGACGAUUACGAUCCCGCAUCUGAGCCGAAUUUGCCUUCGGAUACCGCAACCACGGAAAACGUUUAUUUGACAUUUUCCGGCGGUGGUCACGCGCUCGAGUUUUCCUCUUCCGUGUCAGAUAACAUCGACUCUUAUGGUUACGAGUGGUCGCUCGAGGCUGAAUCCGAGAUUACCAACAACAUGGACAUCGAGGCAGCUGCUGGUCUUGCCUACACGAACUGGCAUUACCACGACUCGGGCGGGAAAUCCGUUGCCCUUGAACACGCCAUGGCGUGGGCAAAAUACGGUGAAUUGGAAACGUCGUACACGUUGUCCGACCCAGAUCACGGGGACAAAUUUGUCAUUUUAGUCAAAUUCGAUAAGCGUUUUGGAACGCCUAUUUUCCAAACUAUCGGCGGCGCGUCGAAGUGUCCGGGCGAGCCGAACACGAUGUGGCGAGAACAAGGUCUGGAGCUCUCUAUUGCUGCCGCGGAUGGCACAGAUAACGAGUUCAUUGCACCCGAUGCGAGCGCUCUGUUUGAUAUCACGAUAACGAACGAAUCGCCUUAUCGUGAGGGUCAAAUUUUCGGUUUGCUCUUAGGUUCGAACUACACCGGCGAUACGUACGGCAACAUGAAAGACUUGAACUUUAUAAUCAACGGCAACGACAAAAUGUCCCCAAUGGGCGAUUUGUUUCACUUGCACGACAUCCCUGCAACCGACGAUGGAUCUAUGAGCGGUAAUCUCGUCAACUCGGUCGUUUCGCUUCGCAUAGAACGAGGCGCGAUGGCGCACUCGUACGAAAGCAUUGGUUUGACGUUAAUCUCCGAAUGCGAGUGGGCGCUAUCGCGCAGCCAAAUUUAUCGCGCACCGAUUUCACACACGGCGUAUCUCGGCGAUAUCAAGUGGGAGAAGAAAUGCCCGUCGGUGACUUGGGACGAAGGCACUUGGAACACGUACGCAAACUACGUGGCGUCGACGGAAACGUCAAGUCUCUUCAACGUGACUUUAAUGAACCCAGAUCCUAUGAAUUUAUGGUCGGACGAUUACGUCGACGGAGAUACAAAUCGAACGAAUCACUUAGUUCACGAAGACGUUCAAUUCAUCCGUUUGCAAUUUCGAAGACCUGGAACCGGGGAAUGGAUCAGCGCUUGGGAAGCAGGAGCGACUGAUUCCGCAGAUUUACAAUGCUCGCAAGCGCGCGGCGAAGGAUGCAGUUUCGAGUGGGAUUUAGAAAACCAAUACUUUCUGAACGGCUUGAAAGAUGGCCCGUGGGAAAUUAGAGCGAAAGUCUUCUGCUCCGGGUACGACUCGUUCGCGACGACGGACGUUCGAGGAUCGGUAACGGAUGAUACUUUGUACAUGAUUGCCGACGUGACGAGCCCGUAUCCGUCUUCUCUCGAAGUGUUCGGAAACGUUUUAUUUGUCGAUUUUUCGGAAGAAAUCGCGUGUCCGCAACUUGACUCCGAUGCUUCUGCGUAUUCCAUCUCGAGAACUGCCGAUUGCGACGGAAACGCCGUCGCAGACGGUACCGUGAGCAGCGCUGACAUCUUGUUACACUACGACUUUCGAUGCCUCUCUCACGAAACAAACGGAAGAAAUUCAUGGACAAUGACCAUACCGAUCUCCUCGGCGGCGUCUUCGAAAGCUGAAGCGGGCGAAUAUACGGUAACAAUCAACGACGGGUACCUCACAGAUACCGGUGGAAACGGCGCGUCAAGUCUCACAAUCACCGAAUCUUUCGGAUGCUCGUCGUCGUCGUCGUCGUCGUCGUCUACUUCGACUUCGUCCGCAAAAUUGGGCUCAUCACAAAAAUUGGGCUCAUCAAAGGGAACCAAGGACGCGUCCUUUCUAUCUCCGUUGAACAAAAAUACCGCGUAUUACAUCGUCGUUGCGGCGGCGUUUGCGUUCGGGAUGGUUGCGAGUCAAAUGAUGGCGUCGUUUACGCGCGACAAAAGCAAUCGAUUCGUUCACAAAGAAGCAUACCGCGAAAGCGCGGCGGAAGAAUAUCUCGUCCCUCUUCGGAGCGCGACAAAAAGCGAGUCGUCGGCGGCAAACGCUGCCUACGGCUCGAGCGACGACGGCGGCGGCGUAAAAGUCGUCGGAGCGGUCCUGUGA